GGGCAGAGGAGCAUGGAAAGUGAGAGGAGAGAGGCCUCUACUGGAAAGGCCAUGCUGCCCCUCCUGCUGGUCCUAUGUGGCCAUGUGUGGGGGUCUCAGCACCACGUGGAGACCAGAGCACAGACCUCGAGCUCACAGGAUUCUUCCUUUUGCUUUGGUGGUCUGGAGCUAAGCUAUCCAGAGAUGGACGUGUACAAAUGCCUCACUUUACCAAAGGACCUGGGACAGAAGAUCAGCACAGUGUGGGGAGCACCACUGGUUAGAUGGUCUGCAGCUGAUGAGAAGAAGAAGUAUGUUCUGGCGAUGGUUGACCCCGACGCUCCAAGCCGCACGACACCGACCUCCGCUUACUGGAGGCAUUGACUGGUCAUCAACAUUCAGGGCUGUGCACUAAAGGAGGGACAAUUACGUGGUACCACCAUCACUGGUCAAUGGGAUCUGAUGGCCUUCAUCCACAGAUUUGGUCUGGGAACACCUGUGGCCGCAGUGCAGUUCCUUACACAAAACUACAAAGACUAAAGAUCUGCUAAGACCUGCAUGGAGAUCCGUGAUCAGUAGGAGCUGCUGUGAAUACAUUGCAGGUUUAGCAAGUCAGGUGUCUUUGUCUU
Entelurus aequoreus (snake pipefish) is the source of this 608-nucleotide messenger RNA. RefSeq names its product phosphatidylethanolamine-binding protein 4. The transcript has 6 exons. The record is from RefSeq and is a predicted model, not a curated record. Lineage: Eukaryota; Metazoa; Chordata; Actinopteri; Syngnathiformes; Syngnathidae.